Messenger RNA from Epinephelus moara (kelp grouper), 3880 nucleotides. RefSeq names its product 4-galactosyl-N-acetylglucosaminide 3-alpha-L-fucosyltransferase 9-like. Gene Ontology annotation, cellular component: membrane. The record is from RefSeq and is a predicted model, not a curated record. The transcript has 2 exons. The coding region runs from base 464 to 1597 and encodes 377 amino acids. Lineage: Eukaryota; Metazoa; Chordata; Actinopteri; Perciformes; Serranidae. Gene Ontology annotation, molecular function: alpha-(1->3)-fucosyltransferase activity.
AAACUCCAUGAAGGAUGAGAGAGUUUCCUUAAGCUGUGUUUCACUUGUCAGACCUGUGCAGCUUCAGUCUGGAUCCUGCAGGAUAUCUACACGCUCACCUUCCAAGCAGCAAAGUCAUAUUUGGCUUCAAGAGGUUUAUAUGGCCACUGGUGGAGGAAGACAUUAGAUAUGUACUACAAGUAAAAGUCCUGCACUCACACACUUAAGUAAAAGUACAAAAAUAUUAACAUCAAAUAUAUUUAUGUAGAAUGUCCCAUUUAUUUUUUGUAUAAUUACAGGUGGAGCUAUUGUUGGAGUCUUAACCUGUGAUAAUACAUAAUAAUUUAUUAGUUGAUUUCUAUUAUGAGUUAAAAAUCUGUAAAGUAACUAAAGCUGUCAAAUAUAUUAAAUGGAAUAUUUGCACAAUAAUUUACCUUAACGUUGUACUUAAGUAAAGUACUUGAGUAAGUAUACUUAGUUACAUAUGGCUAUCAUUUUUCGUGUGUUAAGAGCCACCCUCACGGUGACUCUUGCUGUGGCUGGAUUCAUAGUUCUGUUAUCAAUGUACUAUAAGUCACCUCCAUCUCCAAAAUGUCACCCACGCCCGGCUCAGUCAGGGUGGCUGACAAACCAGGCUAAUUUUUACGGCAUGUCAGUGGUUACGGAGCAGCCCAACAGCCCUGCUGUGACAGAAAACACAGACAAGCCCAUACUGCUGCUGUGGUUCUGGCCUGAGAAUAAAAGCUUUGAUUUUAAAGACUGUAAGACGCUCUUCAAAAUCAACAGCUGCCACCUCACAGAUGAUAGAUCUCUGUACUCCAGAGCUCAUGGAGUUUUGGUAUUCCACAGGGCUAUCAAGGAUGACCUCUCUAACCUUCCCCCGUCACCUAGAGCCAGAUUUCAGAAGUGGAUCUGGUUUAACAUGGACCCACCUGCCAGCACGCGCAGGAUAGCAGGCAUUCAAGGCCUUUUUAAUUUAACCAUGAGCUACAGGAGGGAUGCAGAUAUCCACGUUCGCUGGCGACUGACUCUCAAGAAGAACACGGAUGAUUUUGUGCUACCGAAGAAGGAGCGCUUGCUUUGUUGGAUUGUGGAUGGUGACGACCUCCACAUAAAAUCAGCGGAGGGAUACAGUUACUUCAGAGAGCUUAUAAAACACAUCGAGGUAUAUGUCUAUGACAGAUCCUCUGCUGAGUUCUCGCAGGGUGAGAACUACUUCCUGACUAUCAGCAGCUGCAAAUUCUACCUUUCCUUUGAGGAGUCAACUCACAGAGAUUACAUCACUGAGACGUUCAACGGACCUCUUGCAGCAGGCACUGUGCCGAUAGUUUUGGGCCCGCCAAGAAGGAACUAUGAGGAUUUCGCUCCAGGUACUUCCUUCAUACAUGUAAAUGACUUUCGUGAUGCUGCAACACUGGCUGAGUUCCUUCUGACACUGGAUAAAGAUAAUGAGGCUUAUAUGAGAUACUUUAAUUGGCGGCGAUUCUAUACUGCCAGACCCCAUCCUGUUGAGGAGAAUCACGAGUUUGCACACGCUAUCUGCCAGGCCUGUCAUCAUGUGGGCUUGAACGGUGCGUACAGAGUUGUACCUGAUCUGUACAAGUGGCUCUUACUGUGAUGCUGGUAUUGAUCACCUGUUCCUCUGAAGUGGUUAAAAUAUAAAUUGGCAUCUCGCCAUACAGAGAAAUACUCUGUAUGUACCAAACAGUUAAGAGUAAUCUGAUGGCCCACCCACGGGCCCUCGUAAGGUUUCAUUUCAUGUUUAUGAUGUGUAAACAACGGCAUUAUUUGGUGUGUUUAAAGGGUGUACUCAUACGAUCUAUCUAUCAGAAGCUGUUUCACUGAUGCAAACCAUUUCAAGAUACAACCACAACAGCAGGCUCAAAAAAACACUUCUGUCGGACAAAAAACAAACAAAUAAAAAGUUAUAACUCACCUGUGAAGUGUUAUUAUAAUCCACAGAUGGAUUACAUGCCAACAUAUAUACAGUCCUGCUACACUCCCAAAGAGCCAGAUGAUCAAAAUCCAGCUAAAUAUUUAGUCAGCACACAUUUUUACAUCCAUAGAUAUUUCCAUAAUAUCCUGCAUUUGCAUGUAAACAUACAGACUCCUCACUGGAGCCAAUGGAAGCUUUUAUACUGACAGUCCAGGCUUCAAUAGCCAACUGUGUUGAAGGUAGUGCCUUCCUACUUUGUUUGGCCUCAGAGCCAAUCAAUAGCAUCCCAUUGGCCCAAUGGCUUAUGGGUCUUGUAGUCAAUGAUGCUCAUCACCUUCAGAGGAGUUUUUAACUGUUUCUUGUCAACACAGUCUGUUGUAAAUGUACCUAAAUGAUAAACAAAUGGCUCCUAUGUUGUCUUAAGGGGGGAAAAACCGUCUUUCUCAUCAAUUUAGCAUUUCUGGAAGUUUUUUAUAUGCAGUAAGCUCCUAAAUAGACAUGUCUGCCUUUGCUGACUUAUUGUUUUACUCUACUUUGUUAAAAGCACCUGUACAACACCUCAGAAAACACAUGUAAGCUGUUUAUUUUCUAUGAUAUUGUUAUUAUCUUUGUUGAAUUCUGACUGUGGGGCUUCAUGAUAGGGCUCCAUUGUGUUUUCCAGCUAAUACCUCCCAGUUGUAGUCAUCUGCAGCAUUUUUUUUAAAGAAAAUAUUGAAGCGAAAAUGAAUACAUUUUUUUUAUUUCAGUGUGUUGAAAAUAUAACUCAAUGACAGAAGUACUGGCAGUGAUUCUGACUGUUGGGGGACAAAAUUGAGUGUUUCCUUUCAAAUGUGACCAUGAAUGUACAUGUAUUAAAAAUGGAACAACAGCCUUCAGUUUACUUUGGGUUUACUUUGUGCAUCCAACACUGAAAUCCUGUCAUGUUGCCUACAGAUUCUGCAUGUACAGAUCAUCUGUUUGGGAAGAUUAUGCUAUGUAUAAUAUCAUUCUUGAUGAUUUAAUACAUCUAUGUUUUAAAGCUGUUGUCAUUUAAGUUUUCUUUACUUUUUGACUUGAUGUAAAAGAUGUUAUUAUUGAAACACUAAAACUUUAGAGCUGUAUUGGACACUGAACUGCAAUCAGAUGCUCAAACGAGUGUCAUUACGUGUCCGCUAUGAACAUUAAAGGAUCAGUGCACUCACAUUAGCAAACAAUAAAAACAUUUUCAUACUUACCUCUGGGGAUUUUUUUUUUUGACAUGCUCAUUGUUAUGGUUUUAUUUGCCCUGGGUGUGUUUGGUGUAUUACCCACCUGUUCUCAUCCCAACUUGUCAAAUACCAUAGCUUUGUCAGUGGACCUAAACAUCAAAAUAUGACACGCCAGCUACCCUCCUGCAUCAGUUUUGGACAGUCUGGGAUGGUGUGUCAAUUUAAGCUUGUUAAAUGCAUGGUGUCUUUUCAAAAUACACUUCCGUUUUCACAGGAAAUGUAAAUUUUCUGCUUGUUACGUGCAUACAGUCACCACUACUUUCUCAUUAAAAUAACAUGGGAUAUAAACUGAUUGGGUGAGAGUCCGAAGUUUGACCCAUCAACCAUCACCUGAUAGGGACUUUCUCGUUCUUUGUAGUAUGGUAGUUGCCGGCGGUGUUAUAUACUUCUGCAUUUCAUAACGCCAUAAAAGUUGCCUUUGUGCACCAGUACCUGAAGUUGACAUCACUGAUAGAGCGCCAGUAUUUGUGUGAGUUGGGAAUGAGAAUGGGCUGGGAUUAUCAAGUUGAUGGGGCACUGUUUUGUAAUUUUUAAAGGCCAUUUUCAAUGAUGUAAGAACUACAAUUGAAACUACAAAUAAAAACAUCCUGAGUUUAAAUAGGAUUUGGUUUUAAAUCCUGUCUUAAUGCCCUUGAAUGUGUCUUGUAAAGAAGUGCAUUGUUGUUGUUUAUGAAGGUGUGAUACAAAUAAACCUGUAUUGCCACCUGUCAUCUGUGAU